This is a messenger RNA of Zophobas morio, 1064 nucleotides long. Its product is annotated as acyl-CoA Delta-9 desaturase-like. Gene Ontology annotation, biological process: unsaturated fatty acid biosynthetic process. The coding region runs from base 34 to 1047 and encodes 337 amino acids. The record is from RefSeq and is a predicted model, not a curated record. NCBI's taxonomy places the organism in Eukaryota, Metazoa, Arthropoda, Insecta, Coleoptera, Tenebrionidae. Gene Ontology annotation, molecular function: stearoyl-CoA 9-desaturase activity; iron ion binding. Gene Ontology annotation, cellular component: endoplasmic reticulum membrane. The transcript is spliced from 4 exons.
AAUAUAGCUACUAUUAGUUCUGAAGAAGACAAAAUGCAAGAAAUCGAUCAUAAGGUGGACACCAAGACGAAAAGAGAAAUUGCUUGGAAAAAAGUUAUAUUUUUUACGUAUGUACACAUUGAAGCAAUUUUGGGACUUUACUAUAUUUUCACGGAGACAAAAUGGCAAACAAUAGUUUGGGGUUAUCUGUUGACAUUAAUUUCCUCACAAGGGAUAGGAGCUGGCGCACAUCGAUUGUGGGCCCAUCGCACCUACAAAGCAAAGUUGCAAUUAAGAAUAUUGUUGGUAUUUUAUCAAACUAUGACAUUCCAAAAAGACAUUUACGAUUGGGUCAGAGACCACAGAGUCCACCACAAGUUUUCAGACACCGAGUGUGAUCCGCACAAUGCGAGUAAUGGUUUCUUCUAUAGCCACAUAGGCUGGCUUAUGUUAAAAAAGGAAGACUGCGUAAUUAAAAAAGGCAAAAUGUUGGACCUAAGCGAUCUCGAGGCUGAUCCUGUAAUCAUGUUUCAAAGAAAGUACUACUGGUACAUAGCGCCAAUUCUUGCCUUUGUUUUGCCGGCUGCGUUACCAUGGUACUUCUGGAACGAAAAUUUCCACGUUUCUUGGUGUGUUUGCAGCAUGCUGCGUUUCGCCCUUUCUCUACAUGCCACAUGCUUAGUUAAUAGCGCUGCUCAUAUUUUUGGCAAAAGACCGUACGACAAAAAUAUUUUACCACGAGAAAAUAUGUUCGUUUCUUUUGCUACUAACGGAGAAGGAUUUCAUAACUACCACCACGCGUUCCCUUGGGAUUACAAAGCCGCUGAGUUAGGCAGCUAUUAUGGAAACUUGAGUACAGCUUUUAUUGAAUUAAUGGCUCGGAUUGGGUGGGCGUAUGAUCUUAAAUGUGUGCCAGCUGAACUAGUUGAAAGAAAAGUGCGAAGAUCAGGAGAUGGUAGCUGGGAGUUAACAAAUGACUAUUCGUGGGGUUGGGGCGAUAAAGACAUGGAAAAAGACUAUGUUAAAAUGACCAGAAUUAACUACAGAAAGAAUGCUACAAGUGGUUAAUUUUAACUUAACAAGUA